GAAAUUGAUUUGCGGGUAGUUUUGUUACAAGUCUCAUUUUUUUGCUCCUGGAUUUCGUCAAUUUCCAGAUAGAUGAUUCUAUGAAUGUUGCUGAGAAUCAUAUAUUAGAUAGGCCAUCUUGGACAUGGGAAUCCAGAAUAUUUUAUGGCAAGUGGCAAAGAAAGCAUUCACUGGAAGUAUUAUAGGGCUUACCAUUUCAGAUAGAUGUUGUAGCGUUGUUCCGGUGAGAGGGGAUUCCAUGUCUCCCACAUUCAAUCCCCAGCGGAAUUCUCAUUUAGAUGAUUAUGUACUCGUGGACAAAUUUUGCCUUAAGGAUUACAAGUUUGCGCGUGGUGAUGUUGUAGUGUUCAGCUCUCCGACAAAUUUCGGGGAUAGAUACAUAAAGAGGAUCGUCGGGAUGCCUGGCGAAUGGAUAAGUAGUUCUCGGGAUGUGAUCAGAGUCCCAGAAGGUCAUUGUUGGGUAGAAGGAGAUAACAAAACUUCCAGCUUGGACUCAAGAACCUUUGGCCCUAUUCCUUUGGGUUUAAUUCAAGGAAGGGUCACUCGUGUCUUGUGGCCUCCUCAAAGAAUAAGCAAGAUUGGUCAAUAAAGCUAAUGGAGAAGAAGAAGAAGAAUGAAAAAGGUAUUGUUUCUUUCUCUUCCAAAUGAAUACUCCCUUCCUCAAGAUUCUCUGUUGAGACAUCCGCUUCAUACCAAAGAAUGGUUUAUAAGAAAGAUUGAAAGGUCGU
Molecule: messenger RNA, 728 nt
Organism: Arabidopsis arenosa
Lineage: Eukaryota; Viridiplantae; Streptophyta; Magnoliopsida; Brassicales; Brassicaceae
Source: the annotation of a GenBank genome assembly